Dicentrarchus labrax (European seabass) is the source of this 6036-nucleotide messenger RNA. RefSeq names its product PRP6 pre-mRNA processing factor 6 homolog (S. cerevisiae) (gene prpf6). The coding region runs from base 44 to 2953 and encodes 969 amino acids. Gene Ontology annotation, biological process: mRNA splicing, via spliceosome; spliceosomal tri-snRNP complex assembly. The transcript has 25 exons. Gene Ontology annotation, cellular component: catalytic step 2 spliceosome; U4/U6 x U5 tri-snRNP complex. Gene Ontology annotation, molecular function: protein binding. NCBI's taxonomy places the organism in Eukaryota, Metazoa, Chordata, Actinopteri, Moronidae. The record is from RefSeq and is a predicted model, not a curated record.
GACUGUUGUGUAUCCGGCAGUGAGCCUCCUCGUCGUUGCAACGAUGGCCAGCGCCGCAGGAAAACAAGCGCCCAAAAUUGUCUCCAAAUCGUCUGCGGGAGGCGCCGGGGCGGCGGGGGCUGGCGGUGCGCCGCCGAUAAUGCCCCUCGCCUCUCCGCUCAUGGGGAAGAAAAAGAAACCGUUUCUGGGGAUGCCCGCUCCGCUGGGCUACGUCCCCGGUCUGGGCAGAGGAGCAACUGGUUUCACCACCCGAUCGGAUAUCGGUCCAGCUCGUGAUGCCAACGAUCCAGUGGAUGACCGACAUGCACCCCCAGGGAAGAGGACGGUUGGGGACCAAAUGAAAAAGAACCAGGAUGAUGAUGAUGAGGAUCUGAACGACACAAACUAUGAUGAGUUUAAUGGAUACGCAGGGAGCUUGUUCUCCAGCGGGCCCUAUGAGAAGGAUGAUGAAGAAGCAGAUGCUAUAUAUGCAGCACUGGACAAGAGGAUGGAUGAAAGACGCAAAGAAAGAAGGGAACUGAGAGAAAAGGAAGAAAUUGAGAAAUACCGUAUGGAGCGACCCAAAAUCCAGCAGCAGUUCUCAGAUCUAAAGAGGAAGUUGGCAGAAGUGUCAGAGGAGGAGUGGCUGAGUAUCCCUGAGGUGGGAGAUGCCAGGAAUAAGCGCCAGAGAAAUCCCCGCUAUGAGAAACUCACCCCUGUCCCCGACAGCUUCUUCUCAAAACACCUGCAGACCGGAGAGAAUCACACCACUGUUGACCCUCUGCAAGGGCUGGGAGGUCUGAACACACCUUACCCAGGAAGCAUGACCCCCGGCUUGAUGACCCCAGGGACAGGAGAACUGGACAUGAGGAAAAUCGGUCAGGCCAGGAACACACUCAUGGAUAUGAGGCUCAGCCAGGUGUCUGACUCAGUGAGCGGACAGACGGUUGUGGAUCCGAAGGGUUACCUGACAGAUCUCAACUCCAUGAUCCCCACACAUGGAGGCGACAUAAGUGACAUCAAGAAGGCUCGUCUGCUUCUGAAAUCAGUGCGGGAGACUAAUCCUCAUCACCCGCCUGCCUGGAUUGCUUCUGCCAGGCUGGAGGAGGUGACCGGCAAACUGCAGGUGGCCAGGAACCUGAUCAUGAAAGGCACAGAGAUGUGUGUUAAGAGUGAGGAUGUUUGGCUAGAGGCAGCCAGGCUCCAGCCCGGUGACACAGCCAAAGCCGUGGUAGCCCAGGCUGUCCGCCACCUGCCACAGUCUGUCCGCAUCUAUAUCAGAGCUGCAGAGCUGGAGACAGACGUCAGGGCCAAGAAACGAGUUCUCAGGAAGGCCCUGGAGAAUGUAUCCAAGUCAGUUCGACUGUGGAAGACAGCUGUUGAGCUGGAGGAGCCAGAGGACGCCAGGAUCAUGCUUAGCAGAGCUGUGGAGUGUUGCCCUACUAGUGUGGAGCUGUGGCUGGCAUUGGCCCGGUUAGAGACAUACGAGAAUGCCCGUCGCGUCCUGAACAAAGCUCGAGAGAACAUUCCGACAGAUCGCCACAUCUGGAUCACUGCUGCCAAGUUGGAGGAGGCCAAUGGCAACACUCAGAUGGUCGAUAAGAUCAUUGACAGAGCCAUCACUUCACUACGCGCCAAUGGCGUGGAGAUCAACAGAGAGCAGUGGAUACAGGAUGCAGAGGAGUGUGACAAAGCCGGCAGUGUGGCUACCUGCCAGGCCGUGAUAAGGGCCGUCAUAGGGAUUGGCAUCGAGGAAGAGGACCGAAAGCAUACCUGGAUGGAAGAUGCAGAUAGUUGUGUGGCCCAUGGAGCAUUGGAGUGUGCCAGGGCCAUCUAUGCCCAUGCUCUGCAGGUGUUCCCCAGUAAAAAAAGUGUCUGGCUUAGAGCUGCCUACUUUGAGAAAAACCACGGCACCAGGGAGUCUUUGGAGGCCCUGCUCCAAAGGGCUGUGGCUCACUGUCCCAAGGCAGAGGUCCUGUGGCUGAUGGGAGCCAAGUCCAAGUGGCUGGCUGAGGAUGUGCCUGCAGCUAGAAGUAUCCUUGCUCUGGCCUUCCAGGCUAACCCAAACAGUGAAGAGAUCUGGCUGGCUGCUGUUAAGCUGGAGUCUGAGAAUAACGAGUAUGAAAGAGCCCGUCGACUGCUGGCCAAAGCCCGCAGCAGUGCCCCAACAGCCAGGGUAUUUAUGAAGUCAGUGAAAUUGGAGUGGGUGUUGGGGAACAUAGAAGCUGCCCAGGAGCUGUGCACAGAGGCCCUGAAACACUACGAAGACUUCCCAAAACUUUGGAUGAUGAGAGGCCAGAUCGAAGAGCAGUGUGAAAACAUGGAUAAGGCCAGAGAGGCUUACAACCAAGGGUUGAAAAAGUGUCCCCACUCGGUGGCCCUGUGGUUGCUGCUGUCUCGUCUUGAAGAGAGAGUGGGACAGCUGACCAGAGCCAGAGCGAUCCUGGAGAAGGCGCGACUCAAAAAUCCCCAAAGCCCCGAGCUGUGGUUGGAAUCGGUCAGGCUGGAGUUCCGAGCUGGACUGAAGAACAUCUCCAACACGCUGAUGGCCAAAGCCCUGCAGGAGUGCCCCAAUUCAGGUAUCCUGUGGGCUGAGGCAGUGUUUUUGGAGGCCAGGCCCCAGAGGAAGACUAAGAGUGUGGAUGCUUUGAAGAAGUGUGAACAUGAUCCCCAUGUCUUGCUCGCUGUAGCAAAGUUGUUCUGGAGUGAGCGUAAGAUCACCAAAGCCAGAGAGUGGUUCCUAAGGACUGUAAAGAUUGAGCCAGACCUGGGAGAUGCUUGGGCAUUCUUCUACAAGUUUGAACUGCAGCACGGCACAGAGGAGCAGCAGGAAGAGGUACGAAAGCGCUGUGAGAAUGCGGAGCCCCGCCACGGAGAGCUGUGGUGUGCCGAGUCCAAACACGUCCUGAACUGGCAGAAGAAGACAGGAGAGAUCUUAGCGGGGGUAGCCAGCAAGAUCAAGAACACAUUCUGAGACUGGGGAAAUUUGGACUGAAAACACCUGGAGGACUCUGGCAGUCACCCGUCUUGCAGGAAACAGCUAUGGACACGCUCAACUAUUGUUCUCUACCAGGACUUGCUCCUUCGGCAGAUAGCCUUUUUUAUGUUUUUCUUGUUUACAGAAUUGACAGUUUUGUACUUACCAACAGAAAAUGAUGAUUUGAUGUCAAAGUGAGAACAAUUCCACAAAAUUUAACACAAGUACCAAUGUAUAAUAAAACAAGUCCUAGUAACAGAAGUAGGUUUCUAUGGACAGUUAAGUGAACUGCACUUUCAAGUCCUCAGAUGGAUUAAGAUAUGGACUUGAACCUGACCACUCUAGGACAUUAUUUUGUUGUUUUUAAGCCAUUCUUGCUUAGCUUCGGUUUUGUUUGAAGUAUUUGUCUUGCAAGGAAGUAAACUUGCUCCCACGUCUGGCUGCAUACUGCUGUUGGUUGUUCUCUUGGAUUCCAGUGUGUUUUGCUUCCUUCCUCCUCUUUGUUUCAUUCUCCCUUCUGUCAGACACACACUCAGAUGUUGCGUGCGUUUUUUUUAAAACACCUUGUAACACCACCAUAGAGCUGCACCUGGUGAAUCACCUGGGCAACAGUUGUUUGAAUCAUUUCUGAUUGACUAAAGAGUAACACACCUAUUCUAGUAAAAUGUUUAUGGCCUAAUUCAUGAAUCUGUAAAUCAGCUUUAAUUCCAUCUUCUGACAACUGUUAAGUGACGGCAGACACAGUACUGUACCUUUUGUUAUUCGGACCCAGCCAUGACCUCUCAUGUUAAUUACAUGUAGUUAGUGGUAUCCAUUGUUUAGCCAUCCUGUUGGUCCAUUUUUGUUUAACUGCUGCACAAACCCGUAUGCUCGGUUAAAUCUAAGCAGCCUGUACCAGUUCUGUGUCUCUUAUUAACAUAUAAUGUGAUGUGAAUUCUAAUAAUAAUUGGUUGCACUAGUAAUGAUGUCGGUGUGUCGUAGUAAAAGCUGUUAAAAGUUGGAGGCAAUUGUUUUAGUUUUAUAUUUGUACUAAAUUAGGAUGAAUUUGUUUAUUUGGGAUUGUGUUCACUUUGACAUUUGUCUGUUUUUCUGCUGAUUAGUGUCGAAAUUCUAAUUUCAGUCAUUGUGGUUGCUGUGAAAAUAAAACAGAAAUGACAAUGUAACAGAAAUAAUAACAAUGACGAUAAUCAAAACAUCUUAUUUUUGAGGAAACUUAUUUUUCUCGUCCACAGGGAUAUGCGAGAAUCCAGAUUUGUCUUUGUCCGUUUGGUAGUGUAUAUAAACUUCUUGUCAGGGACUGUUUCAUGAUUUAUCAUGUUGUAAUGAACUGCUUUUUUUUUUACCUAGUUUGCUUGAAAUGUGUUCAAAUACUUUGCAGGCAUCCAAUAAACAACACUGUUUGUUGCACAGUUCCCAAACAAGUCGUGUUAGAAAAUGGUUGUUUAACGUCAGAUCCAGUUCUUAUAGUUGGUUUCUUUGUAAGAUCUGUUUAACCAAAUAGUUCAGUCCAGCAGUUGUACAUGUUGCCAUGCAUGUUUGGUUGCUCUGUAUGGGAUUUCAAAACUUUUUUUGGUUUUGGCUGCAACCAGUUUGACUCACUGCGUUAUGUAAAAUGUUUCCAACAAAACAAAUUACAAAACUAUUAAACACAGUUUCAUUAUUCCACUGCUUUCUAUAGUUUACACUACAGAUUAGAGUUCCCAUCGCCACUUACACCACCCUCCCUGAACACGUAAAAUCAUCCACCAAAUUACACCCGCUGUUCACACCCGCUCCUGCUCUCUAUCACGUCUUUCCAACGAAACCGAAAGGAUGAAGGCGAAUGAUUGAUUGCAGACGUUUUCCUAGACUUGAUCGGACUGGAGUUUGGUGAAAUCCAAAGCUCGGCGUCAGCAAUCCAUGACGGGGAAGGAAAUUGGAGCAGCAGUGACUUUGGUGAUGUUGGGAACCACGGAGCACCACAUCGGAAGUGUAUCCGCCACCGCGUUAACCUAUCCACCGGAGGAAGUGUAAAAAUACUGGAGAAGAAAAAGCUUUUGGGGACAAUGACCGCGGUCAGAUGAGGAGUAAUUCCUUGGAUCUCCCUGUUACUGAUAGAGAUGGCUUUGCUCGUCUGAGGAUCCCGCAGUAGAACAUGAUAAAUGUGUCUGACCGGAUCUCUGCUCCGUAGUGUCCUGGUGGUUCUCUUGUUGGCCAACUCCUGUGGUAAACGUGGAUGUAACUAUAAAGAAAUCCUGGGCUCCUACAGAGAGGUCAUCUUCGUUGAGCUGCAGAAUCUGAAUUUGACUGGCCCUCUAAACACCUCCAAAGAGAGAGACCACUGUCCCUCAGGAAAGACACGUCGCAUUCUGGGUUCCAUCUAUGGUAUGACACAGGAGAUGCGGUGUCAGAGGAGUGGCAAACAACAAGCUGACCUGGAAAAGCCUCUUCAGAGCAUGGAGCAACUCAUCAUUCACAACUGCAGCCCCAAUUAUCUGGGGAAGAAAACCUAUUGUUCAGCUGUCAAGAAAAUACGAGGAAAGAAGAGAAAGAGGAUCAGGUUAAUCAAAGUUAUCAAUGCACUGAUAACUUGUUGGCAGAAACUUCAGAGUGCCCAUAUGCUCUCAAAGUAGGAAAUGUUGUGUCUUCUUGGUUCCUGUAAGCCUGUGCUACUUUCUCAUGAAGACACCCAGUGAAUUUCAAAAGAAAGCUCACUCAAACAGAGGAUAUUACAUGACUAAUGACCUACUGUAUUUAGAUAGCUGUUAUUCAAAUGAUAUGUCAUGAAUGUUUACUGUUGUCAAGUUCUCAGUGUUUUGUGUUUUAAAACAAUACCAGACUUUGCAUGUCAGAAUUGCUCCUUGUUUUAUGGAAUAGUUUUAUAGUAACCACAGAUAAGCUAAAAAAAUAUCCACAAUGCAUUCAGAUACUUUCAGAAUAUGCACAUUGUCUACAUUGUCUAAGAUCUCUCUUGUUGUAACAACCAUUUUUGUCUUUGUAAGCCAAAUAUAUAUGUAUCACCAUACCCAUGACAUGUUCUUCUCUCUGUUAUGUUUUGGAAUAUAUGCAAUAUAAUAAAACAAACUUUUUAAAAUGUCUUA